AGAAGACGACCUCUGCUUUUUAAUUUUUAGAUAGAGAAAAUCAUCGGAAGAAGACGACUCCUUCACCAAUACCAUUUCUUUUGGCUUGCAGAGUCGAUCGUUCGAACAAUCGCCAUGAGUUUCCUCUUCGGAAGGAGGAAGUCUCCCGCAGAGCUCCUGCGUGAGAACAAGCGGAUGCUUGACAAGUCAAUCAGAGAAAUAGAAAGGGAGAGACAAGGGCUACAAACGCAAGAGAAAAAAUUGAUUGCAGAGAUAAAGAAAAGUGCAAAGCAAGGCCAGAUGGGAGCUGUUAGAGUGAUGGCAAAGGAUCUCAUCAGAACAAGGCAUCAAGUUGAAAAAUUUUAUAAGCUUAAAUCCCAACUUCAAGGGGUCUCCCUCAGGAUACAGACUUUGAAAUCAACACAAGCAAUGGGGGAGGCAAUGAAAGGAGUGACCACGGCAAUGGGGAGGAUGAAUAGACAGAUGAACUUGCCUGCGCUGCAGAAGAUAAUGCAAGAGUUUGAGAAGCAGAAUGAGACAAUGGAAAUGACGAGUGAAGUGAUGGGAGAUGCCAUAGAUGAUGCCUUGGAAGGGGAUGAGGAAGAAGAAGAGACUGAAGACUUGGUCAACCAGGUCCUCGAUGAAAUUGGAAUUGAUAUGAAUUCCGAGCUCCUCAAUGCACCUUCAUCUGCUGUAGCAACACCAGCAGCAAAGACUAAGGUUCCCCAAGCUGAGGCAUCCGGGAAUGAUGAUGGCGGAAUAGACAGCGAUCUACAGGCAAGGUUAGACAAUUUGAGGAGGAUGUAGAUAUUGCUAAUCUCUAAAAUUACCAAUAAACCCCCAUGAAAGGAGAGAGACCCUUUUGAAUAUGUGUUCAAAUCUCAAGUGUGACAUGUGGUGGUGUGGGGGGUGUGCCCAAGUGGUUGGAGCACCAACGUUUCUCUCAAGUUCGAUUCAUCCCCCCUACUUCCCUCUCCCCAAAUUCCCCCCCUGAGUUGAUCCAAACACGAAAAGGAAAAGAAUCUCAAAUGUGGCAUUGCUAUAAAAAGCAUUCUUGUAAAUGUCCAUAGCAUAAUCAUUUCUGUGAAUUUAUUUACUUCAAUGUGACACAACCACUGCUUUGUUUCUUUUAUCCUUCCUUGAAUCUUUGAAUAUGG
Messenger RNA from Cuscuta campestris, 1136 nucleotides. Lineage: Eukaryota; Viridiplantae; Streptophyta; Magnoliopsida; Solanales; Convolvulaceae. The record is from the annotation of a GenBank genome assembly.